ACGGAUAGCUAGAUAGAUGGAUAAAUAGAUAGUCUUCUGUUCUUCUGUUUGCAUGCAAAACGUUGGAAUAAUAUACCACACUUCCUUUGUGGAAAACUAGCAUAUACUGUUUUUUGUCAUAGGGAUAAUACACGUCAAGUGAGCAUUGGUCAUCUGGUUGGUGCCAUGUCCACGAACAAAUUGGAUGAUAAGAACUGUUAUUAUUAUCAUCACGACUUUUUAUUAUCAGUAGCCUACUUGACAGUUGAAAAAAAAAAAAAAAGACUGGGCUCUCAGGCUGCAGCCUCCAAAGGCACUCACCUACUUUUACCUGAUGGCAUGUCUCAGGACAGUCACCACGGCAAGUGGACCAUCUCCAGCAGUGAUGACGAUGAUGAGGAUCUUCCUCUUUCCGGGACUGCAACAUCUAAGCCCCAACGACCCGCUGUAUCCAAUCACAGCUCCCAUCGGUCUGCUUCUCCCCCCAGCCCCAAAUUGGAGCCAGUAACAGCCACCGUGGAGGUGAAACCAGAACCAGCUAACGCCCCUGUAUCAGCACUUGUUAUUGGCUCUGAGGCCAGACAGUCAGCAACAGUGAACCAGUUAAAUCCAGUGAAGUAUGAAACUAGUCCGUCAUUGGCUGGAAAGCGGAAGAAAGAGGUGUCAGACGGCUCAGGCUGGGCUCUCUCAGAUAGUGAUGAUGAUGGAGAUGUGAAGGGGAAGAGUCUCAGUAAUUUACCAAACAGGGCGCCUCCGAGCCCCAAAACAAAGAAAGCGAAGGUGGAGAACGAGCGCCCUCCGAGUCCCCACGGCCGGCUCUACUAUAUCGACGAGCCAGAGGACUUCUUUGAAUCCAGUAUUCCUUGUCUAAAUGACACCUACAGGUUUUACCUCAACAAAGUCACAGGCCUGGACAGGAAGUACAACAGUGGCGCUCUGCACAUCAGAGACAUUCUCUCUCCAUUAUUUGGGACCCUUAAAGAAUCUGUUCAGUUUAACUACUGCUUUGAUAUUGCCUGGAUGGUUAAGCAGUACCCAUCAGAGUUUAGGGAUCGUCCAGUUCUGAUCGUCCAUGGCGAUAAGAGGGAGGCCAAGGCCCGGCUGGUCCAGCAGGCUCAGCCUUUUCCACAUGUUCGAUUCUGCCAGGCCAAGCUGGAUAUUGCUUUUGGAACUCACCACACGAAGAUGAUGUUGCUGUGGUAUGAGGAAGGCUUCAGAGUCAUCAUUCUGACCUCCAACCUCAUCAGAGCUGACUGGUACCAGAAAACACAAGGGAUGUGGAUGAGCCCCAUGUUUCCACGGUUACCAAAGGGCAGCAGUGCAAGCGCAGGUGAGUCACCAACCUUCUUCAAGAGGGACCUGCUGGAAUACCUGGCAUCAUACCGCGCACCAGAACUCGAGGAGUGGAUCCAACGAAUCAAAGAGCACGACCUGUCAGAGACCAGGGUUUAUUUGAUCGGCUCAACCCCGGGGAGAUAUGCUGGUUCAGACAUGGAGCGCUGGGGCCACCUGAGGAUGAGGAAGCUGUUGUAUGACCACACAGAGCCUAUCCCCGGUGAGGAAAGGUGGCCUGUGAUUGGCCAGUUCUCCAGCAUCGGCUCUAUGGGACUGGAUAAGACCAAAUGGUUGGCAGGGGAAUUUCAGCGCACCCUGACCACGCUGGGGAAAUCCUCUUUUCGUCCAAACCCCCCCAUGCACUUGCUGUAUCCAUCAGUUGAAGAUGUGAGGACAAGUUUAGAAGGCUACCCAGCGGGAGGCUCUCUUCCCUACAGCAUCCAGACAGCUCAGAAACAACUCUGGCUCCACUCCUACUUCCACCGUUGGAAGGCGAAUACGACAGGUAGGAGUCACGCCAUGCCUCACAUCAAGACAUACAUGAGGGUGUCACCAGAUUUCACUCAGCUUGCCUGGUUCCUUGUCACAAGUGCCAACCUGUCCAAAGCAGCGUGGGGUGCACUGGAGAAGAACAACACUCAGGUGAUGGUUCGUUCAUACGAGCUGGGAGUCCUCUACGUGCCCUCCGCCUUUAACAUGAAGACCUUCCCUGUUCACAAAAAUCCAUUUCCUGUCUCCUCUUCCUCUGGUUUCCCUGUGCCCUUUGACCUCCCUCCCACAAGCUACUCUCCCAAAGAUCAGCCUUGGAUCUGGAACAUUCCGUACAACCAGGCUCCCGACACACACGGCAACAUCUGGGUUCCCUCCUGAACACACACACACACACACACACACACACACAUACUGUACAUACAGACCUCUCUACUUUAAAACUGGUGUAUUUGUAACUGUCACUACUAUGUCUAGGUGUUAGUUGUCAGUAACAUUUAUUUUUUAUAUUGUAUACCAUACUGUAGACUCACAUGUUUUCUACCAAUAAAUAAAAUAUGUUAAUAUUG
Messenger RNA from Siniperca chuatsi (mandarin fish), 2372 nucleotides. RefSeq names its product tyrosyl-DNA phosphodiesterase 1 (gene tdp1). Gene Ontology annotation, molecular function: single-stranded DNA binding; 3'-tyrosyl-DNA phosphodiesterase activity; double-stranded DNA binding. The coding region runs from base 166 to 2184 and encodes 672 amino acids. Gene Ontology annotation, biological process: double-strand break repair; single strand break repair. The transcript is spliced from 16 exons. Gene Ontology annotation, cellular component: nucleus. The record is from RefSeq and is a predicted model, not a curated record. NCBI's taxonomy places the organism in Eukaryota, Metazoa, Chordata, Actinopteri, Centrarchiformes, Sinipercidae.